Meira miltonrushii is the source of this 1377-nucleotide messenger RNA. RefSeq lists its product as uncharacterized. Bases 48 to 1223 code for a protein of 391 amino acids. Lineage: Eukaryota; Fungi; Basidiomycota; Exobasidiomycetes; Exobasidiales; Brachybasidiaceae. The transcript has 6 exons. The record is from RefSeq and is a predicted model, not a curated record.
CUUACCUUCAGACCAUAUCAUCGUCGAGUAAGACGAUUCAUCUCCUCAUGGCAUAUUAUGCACCUCCAGCUGCAUCGCCCUGGUCAGGGGCUUGUGCAUGGUCAGGAUGUCAACCUCAACCAGCACCAUCGCCACCACCGCCGCCACCUCCUCAACCAGCACCAGUAGUGAAUUAUUACUAUCCUCAACCUGUAUCACCGCCACCCCCACCGGUCAUAUUACAAGCACCUCCUCCAGCACCUCCACCGCCGCCACCUCAACCGCCAAUGAUGUAUUAUCCUCCACAACCGCCUGCUCCAAUCUAUCACAGCCCUACUCCAAGUCCUAUGGACAUUCAUCCAUUGAUCUUGGUCGUUUUAUGUUUGAUCAUUUUGAAGAUGUGUUAUCCAGACUUUUACAGGAUCAUGCAAUGCUUGCCAAAUCCAUGUCCACCGCCCGUGGUAGUGGCUGCCCCACCUCCUCCGGCCCCAGCGCCUGCACCUGCACCACCACCACCUCCUCCCGCUCCUGCUCCCAAACCGGCUGAAGAGAAAAAACCUCAACAGCCACAAGAACCAAAGAAGGGAGGUGGCGAGCAAAAGCAACAGCAACAACAGCAACAACCGAAAAAGGAAGAAAAGAAAGAAGAGAAGAAAGAGGAAAAGAAGGAGGAAAAGAAAGAAGAGAAGAAGGAAGAAAAGAAAGAGGAGAAAAAGAAGGAAGAGAAAAAGCCACAGGAGAAGAAAGAGGAGAAGAAAGAAGAAAAGAAAGAGGAGAAAAAGGAAGAGAAAAAGGAAGAGAAGAAGGAAGAGAAAAAGGAAGAGGAGAAGAAAGAAGAAGUCAAAGAAGAGAAAAAGGUCGAGGUCGUAGAGGAAAAGAAGGUAGAGGUCGUGGAAGAGAAAAAAGUAGAAGUCGUAGAGGAAAAGAAGGAAGAAGAAAAGAAGGAGGAAGUAAAGGCGCCCGAACCAGUCAUCUUGCGGCCUUCUUGCAACUUUUUUGCUGGUCAACGUGUUUGGGUGUCUCAGAAUGGUGGCAGAUGGUGGGGCGUACUUAUCCUCGAUCGCGGCGGAGGCAAUUGGUACGGUCACAAAAUCGUUUAUGCUGGACAAAAGAAAUGUCGACCCGAAUUGGCAACGGUGCCAUUUUUUGCAACGGAAGAAGAAUUGCAGAUGCGUUUGGAAAAUUUUGGUCCUGAAAAGGAACCGCAGUGGGUCAACAGAACAAUCAUUUGUGGUUGUCCGUGAGGAAGCUGCACAAAACAAGCCAAAAAAGCUCAAUUAAAUUAAUGUUGCUAUUCAAUUUUCCUCAAUAUAUCACGAUCUAGAAGAACAAGAAUUUCAUUUGUAAAUAUUUUGUACAUGUUUUCCAGCAAUUUUGAUUCACUUUGUAUUUUUCUCG